Molecule: messenger RNA, 4999 nt
Organism: Oncorhynchus kisutch (coho salmon)
Lineage: Eukaryota; Metazoa; Chordata; Actinopteri; Salmoniformes; Salmonidae
Product: protein C12orf4 homolog
Exons: 14
Coding region: 100-1761 (553 amino acids)
Biological process (GO): regulation of mast cell degranulation
Cellular component (GO): cytoplasm
Source: RefSeq, a predicted model, not a curated record
CCAGCUAGCUCAGUUGUGUCAGUCAGAUGAUUGUCCAAACAAGGACACUUACACGGGCGUCAGUUUACAUCCUCAAAAUACUAAUGUACAGCUGAGAAAAUGAAGAAAAACAAGGGAAAGGUGAACACCACCACUGAGAAGGAGUUUGUAUUUCGGUUCAGGGCAGGGAGGAAUGUCUGUGUCCUCAAAGUACCUCUGCAAUUCCCUGUCCAAGAAAAUGUCAGUGACCUUCAUGGACGACUUAUGCUGCUGCACAAAAUACCUUGCUUCGUUGAGAAUGAACUGAAGAGCACACUGUCCACCUUUAUUGAGAGUGAAACCAUCCAGGACUAUGACAGAGAAGCAGAGUUGGCCCUACAGAGACUGACAACAGGAGAGGUGGACAUCAACCAGCUUACAAACACAUGGGCUAAGGCCUACUCUGAGACAACGCUGGAACAUGCUUGUCCUGAGGAGCCCUGCUGGGAUGAGGACUUUGCAGAUGUUUACCACGAGCUCAUCCAUUCCCCGGCCUCUGACACCCUGCUCAACCUGGAACACAACUACUUUGUCAGCGUCUCAGAGCUCAUCAGUGAGAGAGACAUGGAGCUGAAUAAGUUACAAGAGAGACAGGCAGCAGAGAUGGACAAAGUCAUGCAGGAGCUGGGAAAGACCAUGACUGACCAGGAUGUAAAUGCAGUUGCCUCUCAACACUUCGAUGCCCAGCAGGUGCUGGAGAACAAGUGGGCCAAUGAACUGAAACAGGUGACUCAUAUUCAGAAGCAGGAGUAUCAGGAGUGGGUGAUCAAACUGCACCAGGACAUGCAGAACCCCAAUAACAGCACUAUUAAUGAGGAGAUCAAGGUGCAGCCCAGUCAGCUGACAGUGGAGUCUGAGCCUGGGGCCAGGCUGUAUGAGGAGCAGCGACAGCUGGAGGAGAGCUUCACCAUCCACUUAGGUGCACAGCUGAAGACCAUGCACAACCUGCGGCUGGUGCGGGCAGACGUGCUGGACUUCUGUAAGCACCGUCGGCAUGGCAGCAGCGGGACCAAGCUGCGGCGGCUGCAGACUGCUCUGUCGCUCUACUCCUCGUCCUUGUGUGGCCUGGUGCUGCUGGUGGACAACCGGGUCAACUCCUAUAGUGGCAUCAAGAGAGAUUUUGCCACAGUAUCUAAGGAGUGUACAGACUUCCACUUCCCUCGGCUGGAGGAGCAGCUGGAGGUGGUCCAGCAGGUGGUGCUUUACGCCUGGGCUCAGAGGAGCAGCAAGCACAAAGUCCAGCCGGAGGUUCCUAGGAAUGGAACUAAUACUGAAGAUAAAAACAAAAAUUUGGAAAGGAAUCCCUCCAAUAUCUUACCAGGUGAAUUUUACAUCUCCCGCCACUCCAACCUGUCUGAGGUCCACAUAGUGUUCCACCUGUGUGUGGAUGACAACGUGCGCUCAGGCAACAUAACGGCCCGGGACCCUGCCAUCAUGGGCCUCCGCAACAUCCUCAAGGUCUGCUGCACUCACGACAUCACCACCAUCACCAUCCCUCUGCUACUGGUCCACGACAUGUCAGAGGAGAUGACCAUCCCGUGGUGCCUGAAGCGGGCCGAGCUGGUCUUCAAAUGUGUCAAAGGUUUCAUGAUGGAGAUGGCAUCGUGGGAUGGAGGGAUCUCACGGACUGUCCAGUUUCUAGUUCCACAGAGUAUAUCGGAGGAGAUGUUCUACCAGUUGAGCAACAUGCUGCCUCAGAUCUUCCGCGUCUCCUCCACCCUCACGCUCACCUCCAAACGCUGAGGGAGACACAGGACCAAUCACAUUGGCUUGGAAACUAUCAACACUGAGUUCCAGCAAACAUAUUUAAAUAGUUGCAUUUCACAGGUGUUAGUGUGAUGGAUGACUUUAUCAACCCCCUUGCAUAAUUAGCAUCUUGAGGCAAGGCGGCAUCAUCUCGGGGCAAGGUGACAUCAUCUUGCCAAAAAGAUAGAUUGUGUUGUUGUCGUCCGAGACGAGCAUUAUGCAGUUUUUGUGCAUUGCAGUGAAUUAAAGUGACGGCUCUGUCUGUCAUUAUUCCUCUCCACUCGAGUAACAGCAGAGGGCACUGUUCUCAGAGACAAAGCCCCCAACUCUCUGAUAGAUGUUUAUUCUACUUUGUGCCUAAACAUGGACUUUAUCUUUUAUUAUGAAACUUACAGUUGGCAUUAAAGUUGCACCCUAUUGAGCAUACACAAGUUCAGCACUUAAACUUUUCGAUGUGGCAUUCCAAUGAACUCAUUCCAAUUUACUCCGUGUUUACACCUCGGCGGUAAAUGUUUUUAGUAGAAAUCUAUGUAAGGAGUGUUGAAACUGUUUCAAGGAGAAUGACAGGCUGUGUAUAUAGUCACAAACUUACAUUACUGAUCUAAUGUGAAUCUCAUCUCUGUGAAAUGUUUCUGAUUUGACAUUAUUUACAUUUUUUUUACUGGGGCCUGAAGCACUGGAGUAUAGUCUACACCAUAUUACAGUUUCUGCACAAUUUUAUUUUCUGUUUAGGAAUAAUCCAAGAUUGGCUAAUCUCCCUGAAGCUAAUAUGACAUAGUAAUUGCAUUCCAUUUCUGCUUGGAUUAAGUCAUUUUAGGUAGAUGAAAUAAUUAUUAUUGUCAGACACUCGGGCUCCCGAGUGGCGCAGUGGUCUAAGACACUGCAUCUCAGUGCAAGAGGCGUCACUGCAGUACAUGGCUCGAAUCCAGGCUGCAUCACAUCCGGCCGUGAUUGGGAGUCCCAUAGGGUGGCGCACAAUUGGCCCAGCGUCGUCCGGUAUUGGCCGUCAUUGUAAAUAAGAAUUUGUUCGUAACUGACUUGCCUAGUUAAAUAAAAAAUAAAAACACUUUCCUGCCCUGAAUAUCAGUGUCAGUAUUGAGAUGAUUAAACAGAUCAAGUGCACUAAUCAAAACUGUCUUUUUUUAAGUUUAAGUCCCCCGAGCUCUCAAGUUGGUGUCGUGUUAACUUGCUGCACUUUUUAUACCGUACUGCAGUGGUGAGAACCCACAUAACGCUACGGAAAUGUGUCACUGAAUGCCUUGCAUUCUUGCCAUUGGUCUCGGUGGCCUUAAGUGUUGGGUUCCCUGGGGCAGAGGAACCAUGGUGCCGAGUCAGCAGCAUCAUGCACCGGCCGGGCCCAGUGUUUGUCCUUCCUCCUCCCUGGUGUUGUGUGCAGCCAGGCAGCCUGGAUUUCAGAGCCUCACACAUAGGCCCUCUGACGAGGACAGCAAAUCCCUGGAACAAUUGAACUCCUAGGGGGGUGAUUGCUUCCUGGGUUCAGGUACACAACUAGCCCUAUGUGGCACGUUCAUGUCAGACUAGUCUUGGUUUGACACGCUUUACUGACUUUAUAGUUCCCCAUGGGGAAAUGUUGUUGCAGCAUCAUGUACGUGUUUAAAUACAGUAGACAACAAAUUGACAAUACAAAAUUCACAAGUUGCACUCAGUAUAUACCAAUGAAAGAGACUAGCCUGCUGACCUUACUGGGUGGAUAGGAACGUUAGCCCGAGCUGUUUAGGAGGGAUAUCACACUUGGCACAAAUUAUUGUCUAGUUCUGUUUUUCCUGCUGGGGGUGGGUGCUCUGUUUACAGUACAGGGCCCUGGAUUUAAUCAAACUGGUAAACAAGACAUGAAUGCUCUUGCACAGCAAGAAAUAAAUUAAUUGGAGAUGAUUUUAGUUUCACACUGUUGAUUGAUGGCUUUUUCUCUGCCAAGGAGGGUUCAGAUAUGAGUAUUCACUUGUAUCUCGCUGUUAUCUGUUUUAGUAACACUUUAAUAAUAGCUUUGUUAUUGUGUAAAAUUGAGUUUAGGGGUUAUUGCUGCGACACAAGUGGAAUAAGGACCAUUCGAAAAAUGUGUUAACACAAUAUUAUUACUAUAGAAAUACUACGCCGGCAUGGAGUUUUACCCCUUCUGUAUAGCACAGAGCAUCCUGUCCACAUGACGCAGAAGAGACUCUUAUUGGCUCCCGAGAAGCUAACAACAGUGUGCUGUUUUAUGUUACCGUGCCAAUGUGGAGGAUUGACACAAGCUUAUGACUGUUAUGCAUAGAAACCAUAAGAAACUCAACAGAUUAUACAGUGAAAAUUGAUUUUAAAGGAACGUACCCAACCUCACCAGUUUAUAAUUGAAGUCUAGGGAAUGGCCUCCGGGGGGCUAGAUGUCAAUGCAUUAAGCAUGGAGGUGACCACAGGGCUAUUAAUCUCUGCCUACUUUGGCUUCAUUAAUGUUAAAUAAAGACUAGGCUAGUCUAUUAUUAAUAUUGGUAGUAGCUAGUGUUAUGUUGCCCAACUCCUUAUACCUCUGGGUAGGCAACAUGAUGGUCCUGACACCUGAUUUCAUUCAACAUGUCUUCUGAAAUUGUGUAACACUGAAGUAUACUGACCCCGCAGGUGAAGAAAACGGAUAUGGAGGUCCUGGGUUGGCAUAGUUACACAUGCGGUUGGACAUACUGCCAAAUUCUCUAGAACGGCGUUGGAGGCAGCUUAUGGUAGAGAAAUUAACAUUCAAUUCCCUGACAACAGCUCUGGUGGACAUUCCUGCAGUCAGCAUGCCAAUUGCACGCUCCCACAACUUGAGACAUCUGUGGCAUUGUGUUGUGUGACAAAACUGCACAUUUUAAAGUGGCCUUUUAUUGUCCCCAGCACAAGGUGCACCUGUGUAAUGAUCAUUCUGUUUAAUAUGCUUCUUGACAUGCCACACCUGUCAGGUGGAAUAUCUUGACAUAGGAGAAAUGCUCAUGAACAGAGAUUAAUUUGUGCACAACAUUUGAGAGAAAUACGAUUUUUGUGCCUAUGGAACAUUUCUGGGAUUUUUUAUUUCAGUUCAGGAAAAAUGGGAAUAACAUUGCAUGUUGCGUUUAUAUUUUUGUUCAGUGUUGAUGUAAUGUAAACAUAGCUUUGUAAUUUUGACAUGUGUCCCAUCUCUUUUUGUUUGAGUCAGUAUUUAGAAAUAAAAAUAAUUUCUUCAAAUGCCCUAUUGAGUUCACCAUGAAAAUAAAGUGAUUCAACUGUU